AUGGCGUCCCAAACUUCCGUGUCGCCGUUCGACACCUACCAAACCUCCCUCACCACCCGCUACUGCAGCCCCGCCAUGUCCAAGCUCUUCAGCCAGCGGUCACGGCACUCGACAUGGCGCAAGCUCUGGCUCGGCCUCGCCGAGAGUGAGAGGGAACUGGGAAUCGACACCAUUACGACCGAGGCCCUGGAGCAGAUGAAGGCUCAUCUGGUGGUUACGGAUGAGGACUACGAGGUUGCUCGAGUGGAGGAGAAACGUCGCAGACAUGAUGUCAUGGCGCAUGUCCACGCCUUCGGUCUUACUGCCCCUGCCGCGGCCGGCAUCAUACACUACGGUGCUACGAGCUGCUAUGUGACCGAUAACACCGAAUUGAUUCUCAUGCGUGACGCUCUCGAUCUGUUGGCGAAGAAGCUGGCCAAGGUCAUCUCGAACCUGUCCUCGUUUGCCCUCAAAUGGAAGGCCGAGCCUACUCUCGCCUAUACUCACCUCCAGGCCGCGCAGCUCAUUACAGUUGGAAAGCGAGCGGCCCAGUGGGCCCAGGAUCUCAUGUUUGACCUCCACAGCAUCGAGCAAGUCCGCCGUGAACUCAAGUUCCGUGGUGCCCAAGGAACCACUGGCACCCAAGCUUCUUUCCUGGAGGUUUUCAAGGGAGACUCUGCCAAGUGUGACCAACUGAACGACCUGCUCUGCGAGAAGUUCGGCUUCCCAGCCUGCUAUGAUGUGUCCACCCAGACCUACACGCGCAAGGUUGAUUUAAUUAUUGCUAAUGCCGUCGCGGGCCUCGGAUCAUCAGCGCAGAAGAUUACCGGCGAUAUUCGUCAUCUGGCUCACUGGAAGGAAAUCGAGGAGCCUUUCGAGAGCUCGCAGAUUGGAUCAUCAGCCAUGGCUUAUAAACGAAACCCAAUGCGUUCCGAGCGCGUUUACUCGCUUGCCCGCGAACUUUUAAGCAAACCCAGCUCAUUCCAAGCCACGCAUGCCGAUCAAUGGAUGGAACGCACACUUGACGAUUCCGCGGUCCGCCGCAUCGACAUCCCCGAAACGAUGCUUUUGGCAGACGCCAUCUUAAUCGGUCUCGACAACAUCACAGACGGUCUCGUCGUCUACCCUAAGCGUAUCGCCGCUCACGUUCAAUCGGAACUGCCUUUCAUGGUAACCGAGACCAUUAUCAUGCGCCUCUGCGCGCUAGGAGAAUCACGACAGGAGGCCCACGAGCAGAUCCGUGUCCUCUCGCACCAGGCCGGCAGCGUCGUGAAAAACGAGGGCAAGCCCAAUGACCUCGUAGACCGCAUUAGGAGCAACGAGUUCUUCAAGCCCAUCUGGGGCGAGCUUGAUGGCAUGCUCAAAGCAGAGCUAUAUACCGGCCGUAGCGCCGAAAUCGUGGACAAGUACUGCGGUCCAGGAGGUCCCGUUGAGAAGGCUCUAGCGCCAUAUGUGGCAUACAUUAAGAGCGCUGCUACUGCAGAGCUCAAUGUUUAA
Talaromyces atroroseus is the source of this 1476-nucleotide messenger RNA. Its product is annotated as Adenylosuccinate lyase. Bases 1 to 1476 code for a protein of 491 amino acids. The transcript is spliced from 9 exons. Gene Ontology annotation, biological process: 'de novo' AMP biosynthetic process. Gene Ontology annotation, molecular function: (S)-2-(5-amino-1-(5-phospho-D-ribosyl)imidazole-4-carboxamido) succinate lyase (fumarate-forming) activity; N6-(1,2-dicarboxyethyl)AMP AMP-lyase (fumarate-forming) activity. Gene Ontology annotation, cellular component: cytosol. The record is from RefSeq and is a predicted model, not a curated record. NCBI's taxonomy places the organism in Eukaryota, Fungi, Ascomycota, Eurotiomycetes, Eurotiales, Trichocomaceae.